AUGGACCCAUUCCCAAUCAAUGUUUCAGUUUCCUCUCCCCCUUCGACAUUUAUAUAUAUCAUCUGCUCAGCACCCCUCAUCUACUUUGCCAUCUACCACGGAACAAAACUCCUGCUAGACGCAGCAUUCCUGUACAACAGACAGAAGAAAACAGCUUCCCCCCGCGGAUGUCGCCGACUAGGCCUCCCACCGGGUCAGAGCAACAUCCACGACGAAUUCGACCCGAAAUACCGACGGGGUGUUCCACCUGACGAAGAAGAAGAUGAUGAUGGAAAACCCAACUGGCGCAUCAAAGCGCUGUUCGCGUACCCGAUCAAGAGCUGCGCUGGCAUCGAGUUCGACGUCGCUGAUGUCGUCGGCACGGGGCUGGCGUAUGAUCGGCUGUUCUGCUUUGCGGAGUAUGUCACUCCUAGCAACAACAGCAACAGUCCUGACGGGGAAAAGGCGAAAGAUUUCCGGUGGGAAUUCAGAACAAUGCGCAACGGCCGGUUCAGCAAGCUGGCGCUCAUCCGGCCCGAGAUCUGGGUCCCUGAUCCGUCUUCGCCAAGCUACUCUCCUGACCUGGAGGAGGUCAAGUCUGGAGGUGUGCUGGUGAUAUACUAUCCUCGGGCCAUUCCCUCUUCUUCCUCCAGGUUAUCUUCACUUGCUAUCAGACUUGGCAUGGCCCUGGGACUCUGUGCGCGCGAGGCUUCAUUCCGCGUUCCGUUGCAUCCUCCGCCAGGGCAUCAGUAUCCUUCUGUCCCAGUGCGACUGUGGAAGGACUUCCCUGUUGCAUUCGACUACGGACGACACAUCCCAGCUGAGCUGCGAGAGUUCCUUUCUCCUGAUGAUGAUGAUGAUGAUGACGAUGCACCACCGCCCCUGACGCUCUUCCGCGCGGAUCCCGCUUCCUAUCGCGCCAUCUUUCGCUGUGCGCCUAGGAAAGAACAGCUCGGCUUCCAGCCGCACACGGCUUUCGCAGACGCAUAUCCCAUCCACAUGCUCAAUCUUGCGAGCGUGCAGGAUGUCGCGGAGCGGUGUUCGCACGCGAUCCCGCGGCUCAGCGUGCGGCGGUUCCGGGCGAAUAUCAUCAUCCAGGGGCCGGAAGCGUACGCGGAGGAUGCGUGGAAGAGGAUCCGUGUGGGAGGCGGACGACGACGAACACGCAAGGAAACACCAGAUCAGAAAACCAGCGCUGAGAAAGAGGAUGACGACGAUGACGACGGCGUCGAAAUCUACACCUCCUGCCGCACCGUUCGCUGUCGUCUGCCCAACGUCGACCCGGACACGGGAAUCCGGCACCCGACUGAACCGGACAAGACGCUCAAGAGCUUCCGGUGCAUUGACGCGGGGGAUCCGAAGAAUGCGUGUUUGGGGAUGCAGCUUGUUCCUGCUGUAGAAAAAUUUACUAUCCGCGUCGGCAAGCGGAUCACUGUCCUCGAGACCGGUGAACAUUUUUAUAUCAAGAUGCUUGGUCCGGGUGAUCCUGCGGUAUAG
Messenger RNA from Rasamsonia emersonii CBS 393.64, 1476 nucleotides. RefSeq lists its product as uncharacterized. Bases 1 to 1476 code for a protein of 491 amino acids. The transcript is spliced from 2 exons. Gene Ontology annotation, molecular function: molybdenum ion binding; pyridoxal phosphate binding; catalytic activity. The record is from RefSeq and is a predicted model, not a curated record. NCBI's taxonomy places the organism in Eukaryota, Fungi, Ascomycota, Eurotiomycetes, Eurotiales, Trichocomaceae.